AUUCACAUGAGAUUUCACGAGGUUUGUUGGUUGUCAUCGAGACUAACAAUCGGUAAUCUGUGGAGUACAGAAAAUUAAAUUAACAUUUAACAUAUCCAGUACCCAAAAAACAGCAAUAAUGGAUGAUUUUCAAUCUGGGGAAGAGGUAACUAUAACUUUUAUUAAUACCCAUGGCCUUCACAUUCAUUGUCAACAUAUGUUGACAAAGAUGAAUCACUCCUCCUGGUCUCCCAACUGACUGAGACUGAGACUAUUUGACUAUUAAUUCAGUCACUAUUCAGACUCAAUACUCGGUCAAUACUGACAGUGAGAGAGUGACUGACUUAACUUAUUAACUCCUGUCUAGGACCACUUAUUAGUAUUACUUACUUACGUAUGCCUUUUACCCUGUCUGAAGCAUAGGCCGUCAAUAAGAAUUUUCCAUUCAUCUCCCUCCUCUGUACUCUCCUUUGACAAAAAAUUGCUUCCAAUUUCAUUGAUUCCAGGUGUAUCCCAUGCCCAUACUUUUUGUGUGUCUCCCGGUAUUUUUAGCCAUUUCACUCUUUAUUUUUUCCCCUAUGGAUUCAAUGUUAUUGAUUGCCUGGUGAUUUUAUUUGGGGGUUUACAAAGAGGGUGCCAUGCCAUAUCCACCUCCAUUUUUUCUUUGAAAGGAGGCUCCUCUGCUAUGAGGUUUCCAGUAUAAUCUGGCUUUGGCCGUAAGUUUUCAUAAUAGCUUUUCUUGGGGAAGAACAGCCAAGGCUGAAAUUGUUUUGUUUUUUUCAUCUUAUUGAUGUUUCUGUAGCGUUUGUUUUUUUUACGGGUUAGGUAGCUGGCCUGACGCCAACUCCUUUUUUUGCACCCCGGCUUGGGACCGGCCUUGGCAGUUAAUACUAACUACUACUAAUAAAUACUACUGGUUAGGCCUACUAUGAAUGAUGAUCCUAUCUAGUAAUGCUUAAUAUGGCAAGAGUGGUAUAUCAUCUGAAUCAGAUUGAUUUCCAGGGCCAGCUUUUUUUUUUUGAAUGGCCAGCAGCAAGCUAAGAAAUAUCAAUUAAAUUUGAAUGUUCAACAGUUUAUGAAAUUUAGCCCAACAUUUAUAACUUUAAACCAAAGUAGGCUAAAAGCUAAGCACUAUUUAAUUAUGAUGCACAGGUUCCCAACCUUUUUGGUUUACAUCCCCAUUUACGUGGACCAAAGUUACCUGGGACCACAUUCUGUAGAAGUUGAGUGACUCAAAUUCUGUAUAAAAAAUAAACAAACAAGUUAUAAACUUAUUCAACAGUGCAACAGUUUGAAGCCUUCUAAACUUUAGUUUUACCUGUUGGAAUGGUAAUUCUUCAUCUGAUAUCAAACAUCGAUUUAAUAGAAUAAUCAGGAAAGCUAUUAAUAUCACAUAAACUUAGCAUCCUUUACUUGAAGAAAUAUGAGAAGAAAAAUGCUGUAAAAAUUUUUUAUUUAAAGUUUUGAUUAUAUACCCUCUUAGUCAUAGAUAUCUAAGAUCAGCUUGAUGAAGGCCAAUUCUUACCCUUAACGUUAGGACCAAAAGAUAUACAAAUACCCCCUUUGCCAAGUAUAUUCAUGUGUCAAAUCUUAGAGCCAUUUUUACCCCACUUAAUCCUGCAUCUAGAGUUUACACCUUCCUAUGUUGGAGCAAAUAUAUAAUUUAUUUUUAAAAUUCUAAUAUCAUUAAUGUAACAUUUUAUAUGUUUCUGGUUUACUAAAUUGCUUAUGGAGUUAGUAUCUGAAAUAAGCCAUGGAUUAUUAAUAAAAUCUGGAUUAGCUUUUCUAUAUUAACAUAAUCCAUUUUAUUGAAUAAAUCCCACAAAACGAGAUUGUUCACUCUGAUUAUUCACUGAAACUGUUUUUUUUUUUUUAAUUGCUCUCUACCAAUCUUACCCUUUCAUACUACAGGGUUUGAGGGCUAUUUGAAUUUAGGCCAACUUGAAGCUGUACUUUAGAAGUAUAUAUAUCUUUUAGAAUUUUUAUUGAAAUGGGUUAGCCUAAAAUUAUUUGUGCUUUAGAGCACUAAAUAAUCAAUCUAAAUUUACUCUUUUCCAUCUCUUUUAGGAAGUAAGUAAUGGUUGUUAAAGGAGUCUUAAAAACUGGAGUAAAAGAAUGUUGAAUGUUUUUUGAAGUGUCUUUUCAGUUUUAUUUAUUUUUUAUUUUCAAUUCACAUCAUUUACUCUGAGAAUUAAUUAUUCAAAUUGCACAUUUACUAUUAUUGAAGUUAUGCAUUACUUCCUUUAUAAAAAAUGCAGCAUUAUUAUAAUCAUCGGUAUCUUUGAACAUAAUUACCAUAUUGGGUAUUUUCAAAAUAAUAAUCAAAUAAUAUUAACCACAUUGUGGAAAAGACUUAGAAGGUUAAUUAUUUCAUAUAAGCUUUUUUAAUGCACAUGUUCAAGAGUCAAUUUGUGAAUUAAAAUUAAAGUUAGAGAACUUGGCAAAAAAUGAAAGUUUGUACAUUAAAUGAAUUAUAACUGUUUUCUUUCAGAUGGUGAGUCUCUAGUCCAUAAUGAUGAACUGCUGUAUAAUGUAAUGUCUUGUUUGAAUUGCAGUGCUUUUAAUUUUGUUCAAUCAUUAAAUGAUUAUUUGUGUUAUUUCAAGUUUAACUGAGUGUUAGUUCUUCAGGGGAGAAAUGUUUGCAUUCUUACCUUUCUCAGACUUAUGCUGAGAUUUAGUUCACCAUUAAGAGCUUGGGACAGGUAUUUGACGGACAUUCUUUAUUAGCAAUGCAGCAGCAAUAACAAAACUACUUGAGCUUUUUUCUUUACAUUUUGGUCGUGUUUUCACAUCUUAAAACCCAAUUUUCUUAAGAUACAUUUUGUAAUGGUUAUUAAUCACAAAUUUUACCAGUUAGUUUGUUAAAUUCUUUGCUAUUUUUUGCUGUUUUUUUAUAGCUUAGUUUACAUAAUUGAAUCUUGAAUAUUAUUGACAAUUAAUACAAAUUAAUGUAAAAUCAUAUUUUAGACAAAACUUAGUUAUUCUAAUUAUUUAAAAAUACAGAAACAAGAUCUACUUUUAUUUUCCAUGAGGUUGAGAUUUUCUGCUAUGAAUAAAAUCUUUGAUCGUCCAAGAUAAGAUAGUAAAGGAAUAGCAAUAUAAUGCAAAGUAUAUUCAGUUUUAAUUUCAUUGUGUAACUUGGCAAUUGUCUAACAAAUGAUGCUAGAAGUGUAUGCAUGUAUUUUUUAUUACUAAUUUCAAUAUUUGGCACCACCAUUCUUUUGGAUUUUGCAAUAUUGUCUACUUUUAAGAUGACGUUAAUCUCUCAUGUAAAUUAAGCUUUCAUGCUAAUCAUGUUUAUACUCACUCUAAUUAUUAACAAACAUUUAUGAUUAUGAUAUGAAAAGAAUGUGUUAUAGUUGUUAAUCAAAAAUAUAAAUUAUAUGUGUUGUAUUUUUAAUGUUUAACAUACUGGUUUUAUUUUUUUCAGCAAGUAAGUAAAUCAGCUGCCCAAAAAGCUUUCUUUGGUGAAGAAAUGUCUAUUUUCUUAAAUUACAUUCAAGUCCUGAAAAUUAUUCAUUUAGGACAGAAUUUUAUUUUUUUUAAAACUAUUUUCUUCUUUUUCAGAAAUUGCACUAUGUUUAUGUUCAAAUUUUUUUAAAACUUUAUUUUAUUUCUAGUUACCUUUUUCUAAGUUGAACAAAAGAAAUACAUUGUAUUUUAUUCACCUUUGAUUAUGUUUAGAAUAACAAAAUGCCUCCAUUAUACAGUGGUCUUAUAUAGCGCUGUACCACAGCCUAGAGUUGGGAUCACCAUGCUUCACAUAAAAAUAUUGGCAAAAAUAAAUAUGACAUUAAAACAGUUACAUAGAUUUAUUUAAUUACAAAGCAGCUUUAAAAAAAUAUUCCUGCACCGCCCAAACUAUUUACAUGUCAAGCCAUGGACGGCACGCAUCAGCAUCGUUUAUCGGUUAGAGUGGGGUGGGAAUCAGCCUGGAUAGUAUAAUUUAAUGUGUCAAUCUCCUUGUUACGCACUGGUUUCUAAUAUGAGAAAUUAAUCUCCUAUUUUAAUUUUAUUGGCUCGUUGUAAACAGUGCCUAACAAAGGACGAUACCAUAGAGUCAACAAUAUUGAAGACACCCAAAACAGUUGCCAGUUACAAUUAAUUAUGAUUUAUUAAGUAUUAAUACAAUAACAAAACAAAAGAAAUAAAAUUAUAAAUCAUCAGCUUACAGUAUUGUAGAUCUUGUAACGGUACACUGUUAAUACAAUGUGCCAAUUAAUAAUGAUGAAUGCAAAAUAAACACAUAAAUAGACAAAUGCACAAUACACGUCUCGUGAAGUUAAUAAUUAUCUAUCUGAAUCUCUGUCUCUCCGUCCGUGCCUGUCAAUCCCUUAUAUAGGUCGCGUAAGCCCUGCCUUCCAGAAAAGACUUAUGACGGUUGUAAACAAGAUACAUCAAAUGAAUAGGCCACACCCACAAUAGACGUUACUUUCUGCUAGGAUUCUAAUUUAGGUCAAGUAAAGUUCACGCACGGAAAAAGUGUGCUACAUAACACUCCUGGAAUUAUUUGCAAUUCAAAAUAAACAUUUAUGGAGUCUAAGAUGCUCAUACAAUUUGUUUUUUAAAUUACACAGUCAUCAUCUUCAGGGUGACCGUAAUAAAACAUUUAGCAACGCUCCAGAAGAAAAAAAAAUAUUUUAAAUCUCAUAAUUUUCAAAAAAGAUACUCACAAUGUGUUCAUGAAAAUGAUGCUAAUUUUCACAAUUUAUUAAUUGAACGGCAGAUUUGAUCUCUUUGCUAUCACAUAUAUUUGCCGAUUGUUGGUCUUUUGUAAUUUCAUAGGCUCUAAAUAAAUACUGUGCUGUAACUUUAACGUUAAUUUUCUGCUCAGUAUAGUAAUGAUUUUCCUUUACCAUUAGAAGAUCGAGUGCAGUGUACAUGUUUACCUACUUCAGAUGUAAAAUAAAUUGUCUUUUUAUGAUUUUAAAAAUUAAAAAGCAAUAUCUUGAUGGGAAUAUAUAAGUAAAAUUAAGGUGAUAAUUAGGCUAUAAAGGUAUAGCAUUGUAUGUUCCAUUCAUUAAAACAUGUCUACAUACUGAAUAGAGUUGAAUUAAAAAUUCUUAUUCUUUAAAUAUGUUUGAAUAUAUAAUACUUGAUAAAUAUUUUGAAUCCAUACAUCUUUUCACAAUUUUUAAUUGUAGCACUUAAUUAAAAAUUUUAGAAAUUGGUGAAAUAUCAAUAUUGGCCUUGGUAGCAGAAAAUAAUUUUUUUAAAUCCUUUUUUAGACGGCAUUUGUCGUUGAUGAAGUGACAAAUAUCAUAAAGGAGGCAGUAGAAGGAGCCAUUGGUGGCAACGGGUACCAGCACAACAAGGUGAAUCAGUGGACAUCAAAUGUUGUGGAGCAGUGUUUGAACCAGUUGACCAAACUAGGAAAGCCAUUCAAAUAUAUUGGUGAGCUAUUUCAUUUAAUUCAUUUUUGAAAAAUUUCAUGGCACCAUCUGUAAUUGCUUUGUUGUCUGCUUAUUCUAGGAUAUUCUCACUAAGUAAAUAAAAAUUAAAAAAUCAUGAUUUAUGUCUAUAGGAAACAAAUAAAAGAACGAAGCUUUAACUUUUUUUAAAAAUAGUCAAAGAGAUAACUGGAUAGUAAUUUUUAGUUAAAUGUUAUCCCUCUGUAAUGCAAAUUCAGAAAUAGUGCUGUUGUGGAAUGUCUCCUAAAGUUUGUAUAUUGAUUCACACAUUAGUUUUAUUUUUCGAUGUCUACAAAUAUAUAUACCGGUAUUCUCAUACACAACAAUUCUUCAAAUGUCUAACUUGAACACCACAGAACUUACUAACUACAAGAGAUUAAAAGAAUUUUUAAAAUGAAAUAACCCAUCUUUCCACUUUUCAAAAUCCCAACUCUAUUCACAUAGAAAAUUGUAAAUCCAAUUUAGAGCAAGGUUCCACUGUAUUCUCUUUAAAAUGAAUAAUUUUUAUGAUAUAAAUUUCAAAUAUGCUUUUAAAAUUAGAAUACCGAAGUCUUCGUCAUCAAUUCUUUUUAUGGGACAAUAUAAAUAAUAUAUCUUUUGCAGCAUAUAAAAAGUGUACAAAAUGUGUUACUUUUUUUAACAAUAAAGUCUCUGUCAUGUUAUAUUAUUUCUAAUAUUUAUGUUUAAUAUAUUUUUAAAUUACUACUGGUACCUACCGUGAUUUUCAGUGACAUGUGUAAUAAUGCAGAAAAAUGGAGCUGGACUUCACACUGCAAGCUCUUGUUUCUGGGACAAUACAACUGAUGGCAAGUAGACAUUUAAUUCGUUUGGAAUUUUAAGGGAUAAUAUUACUACAGAUUUAAUAAUGUAUUUUUUUAAGAAGGCAUCGCUAUUCUUCUUAACGCCUUCUUUAAAAAAAAACUUCCCCAUAAUGGUAAUAUGUUAUUGGAUAUUUUGUAUAUUUCAUUGACAUAUUAAAGAGAUGGAAUUGAAAUGCGAUGUAAUGUGAAAAUUUUUGCUAUUACUACAAUAUAAAAAACUACUACCUUUUAACGAAUUACACAAUUAUAUCUGCUUAACUCUUUUGCUGCGGAUUUUUAUUUUUUUUUUCAAAGAGCGAAAAAGAGUGAGAGGUUUGGUUUAUUAAAAAAUAUUUAAAAUAUUAUUCUUUGGUUUAUAAGACUAAACUUGGUAUCAAAUGAAAGAUAAUUGAAAGGACCAUAUGUUUGUAAACUUAUUUCUUCAGUUCAAAUAAAAUAAGUUACAGAAAAGAACCAUUUUUUCUCCAAACCCUAUGACGUACACAUACCUCUUCUUCACUUCUAUAACUCAAAUCCUCUAAAACUACUACUAUCGGAAUCAUGCGAUGGAUCUAAAUAUAAAUCAUCUUCACUAUCAAAAGAAAUAGUAUAAAACCAUUCCAAAGCUUUUUGAGCUGUUAAUCGUCUAGGAAACUUAUUCACCUACUAGGGUCUAAGGUAGCCAUAGUAACAGCAGAAGAAAAAAAAGCGAAGAAAAUCAUUAAAAUAAUGCUUCAAAUGACAACAAUUAAACCUUGAUUUCACCUAUAAUCAAUUAAAUACCACUCUUCGAUGUGAAAGUCUUAUUUAAAAUAGCUCUCAAAAAAUUUAAAGGAGAAAUAGCAAAGAAACAAACAUGAUUUUGAAACAACGCACAGCGCGUUGGUCCGUGCUUUUGAGAAAGGUGUAAGAACGCAGUGUGUGUUGUUCCACAUCGAAAGAGUAAUUAUUUGUUAUUUUACUUUCCACAGGAAGCUGCACAGUCCGGUGGGAAAAUAAGACCAUGUUCUGCAUUGUCAGCGUCUUUGGACUUGCAAUCUAG
Molecule: messenger RNA, 7232 nt
Organism: Lymnaea stagnalis (great pond snail)
Lineage: Eukaryota; Metazoa; Mollusca; Gastropoda; Lymnaeidae
Source: the annotation of a GenBank genome assembly